UUCGAUAAGAAUACGCCAGCUGAGACGCCACGUUGUUAUCAUGAAGUACAGUGUUUUGCUCGUCCUCCUUCUCGGAGUUGCUAAUACCCUAUCGAUAAGUUCCGGCCACAAACGAGUCCGUCGAGAAGAGAGCCAUUCGGCGAUAACAACGACCCCCGCAUCCCCAACACUUGGAACAUUCGCCGGGAAGUGUCUUGUUUGUCCGCUUGGUGAGCCACCAUGUAAUUCUCCCGUAGCCCAAACAAUCAAGGACCCUUAUUACACGUGGCAUAUCUAUGAUCAUGAAGCAAAGGCAAAAGACCAUACCAAGCCGGACGCAAAGGACGAAGACGGAUGCAAGAAGGCGUGCGUGGACCAAAAAGGCUGUUUCCAGGCUACCUUUGUCCAAAGUACUUCCUCGUGUCAUCUAAAUGGUAACUUCAUCCACCAAGAUAUCUGCCAAAAAGGAGAAAAGCAAGAAAACAGAGUACCAGAAAAAAGCUGUGUGCAAGAGAAAGUCAAAUGCGAAUCGAAGAUAGCACCAAUUGUUGCGUAUGUUGGUCAUGAGGAGUCGACCCCUCAGCAGGAUAUGCAGGAAUGUCAGAAUCUGGCGAUUUCUGACAAAAAUCAGCAUAAGGACUGUGAGACGGAACGCUGCAAUGCCGUUAAGGUGACAGGCAAGAAGUGUGAGAUCCUGAUAGACGCAAAGUGUACCUUCGGUGGUAAUGGCAAUUGGUCCCACUUGGUGAUUGGCAUGAUGGAGGUGACAAAAGGGUACAUCAUGAAAACGGACAAUUCCGCUCAAGAUGGCGAUCAAUGUGCUGAAAAAUGCCGCGAGAGUGACGAUGCUGCUGUGAACUAUUGCAGCGGAGGAAUGAUGUACGUUCACGACAAAUGCUACUACCUGAGCGUGAAAGCCACUUCUGAUCUGUUCGUUCGAUGGCACAAAUGCCCAAGGUAUAAAAGUGACGACCUGACAAAGAAGAACAGUGAGUAAAUGGGAGCCUCAUGUGAUACAUCAGAUAUCCAUUACCCCCACUGGAGUGGUGUGACUACAGAAGGAUAGAUGAACUAUGCAAUUUAGAAAUCAUUCUUGGACAUACAUAUAGGCUGGCUAGUACUUUCAGCAGUCUCAGACCGGUUCUCGAUAGUUGAAGCCAUAUACAUGUACACCGAACUUCCAGCGGUAUUGCCACCGUAACCUCCACCCAUGUAUACCGACGCGCGUUGUCUUGAAGCUGAGUUAUGUCAAUACAUUAAGGGUCAAGACGGUUAUUAAAGCUACAUGUAGGCCUACAUUUGUAGAUAUUAAGCACAUGGUCGUUCAGUUCAAUGACAGAAAGACAUUGGGUGAGAUGAGUAAAGACUAGCAAAUGCUUUUAUCUAAAACUCCAUGUACAUUUACACUAGGCCUUUCUGUACAAAAUUGAAGUAAAAGCAUUUGCUCGAUUUCAUUCAUAUCAGCAUACCGAGUUGUCCAAUGAUCUAGACCUUAUGUUUUGGCUGCGUAGUAAUUUCGUAAUUGAUCAGCAGGCCUCUGAUCGGUGAAACGACUAGAGUAUUACCAAGGCUACAAGGAUGGGUUUACAUGGAGUUACAUGGACUUUACGUUGUUACUUUACGGUUUUCACACGGCAUUCGUGACAUCAAGAACGAAAAAGUCAUUUCCAACAAGCGUCACAUAUUCCACUUUUCCCCCUCCUUUUAUGCAAUGUCUAUUCCCAUGAUUUAUCUUUAAAUGACAUUGUCAUGUAUUUAAGUUAGUUGCAUGGCAUUGUCAGACGCAUUGUCGUAUCGAUACUUACUAUCAAAACAUGCAUUUUCAUCCAUUUCUGUCGGUCGUGUUGUAUUCGUGGUAUUCGAAUGAAAAAAUUACCGUACAUGUUUGUAUAUUUAGGGCUGAAUACCAUGAUCACAUUGUUAGCUAGUGUCCGUGCCAUGAUGAUAUAGAAAGGCCAUAAAUAACACCAAGAAGCCAUACACUCUUAGAAAUAAAGCUUUUUGGCUGAGGUUUUUUGGUCAACACAAAAUGAAUUAAGCUACCCGUAGACGCUUUUCAGCGAAACGAAAAAGCCUUUCAGAAUUUUAAAAACCAUCGUUUUUUCCAUUUUACAGAAAUCUCCACAGGCGUGUUGCACAUUUCUGUUGGCCGAAAACCUUUAAAGUUCUUUUCAAAAGUUCAAAAACCUUUAUUUUUAUGAGUGUACUUAUUGACCUAAGUGUGUCCAAUGAAGAUCAUACUCUGAAUGAUUUCUACAUGUUAAGCACCUCAUGUUUGGUUUGGUUUUGUGCACACACCAAAGCUAUAUUACAUGUACUUGUGAUUGGACGAAUAAUCGCGUGCCUCACCUUAGCUUUCCAUGACGCCUAAUACCACAUCUCUACAUUUCGUGGCAGUUAUUAGAGUUUCAUGUUCAGAUAGAUUUAAAAUAUGGUGUUUUGCUUGACAGAUGGGGUGUAAAGAAUAUUUAGUAUUACAGAAAUGGCGAAUAAAAUCUUACUUGUGAUUGGACGAAUAAUCGCGUGCCUCACCUUAGCUUUCCAUGACGCCUAAUACCACAUCUGUACAUUUCAUGGCAGUUAUUAGAGUUUCAUGUUCAGGAAGAUUUAAAAUAUGGUGUUUUGCUUGACAGAUGGGGUGUAAAGAAUAUUUAGUAUUACAGAAAUGGCGAAUAAAAUCUUACUUGUGAUUGGACGAAUAAUCGCGUGCCUCGCCUUAGCUUUCCAUGACGCCUAAUACCACAUCUGUACAUUUCAUGGCAGUUAUUAGAGUUUCAUGUUCAGGAAGAUUUAAAAUAUGGUGUUUUGCUUGACAGAUAUAAAAUAUGGGGUGUAAAGAAUAUUUCGUAUUACAGAAAUGGCGAAUAAAAUCUUACUUGGGCAUCAGUUGAGGGGACAAUAUAGACAGCAGCUAGGCAGGCAAGAUAAAGUUACACAAAGUCGCCAAUAGGGGUCUCUCACACCUCACAGUACGUCGAAAUGAUUCACGCUUGUACAAGGAAUAUACUUAGAGCUGAGUCUGACAUGACCAAGGGCCCUUACUGUAUAUACUAGUCACUUGAAUAUGGCCAAAUUAGCCCCUCUGCUCCUGCCUAUAGUCCCCUUUAAGUACAGAUAUUGGGGCCUGUAUUUUACUUUACAACAUGUCUGUGAAAACCAGGUGUUAUUUUAGAAUAAAAAUAAGAAGUGCUCUCUG
This is a messenger RNA of Lineus longissimus, 3175 nucleotides long. RefSeq lists its product as uncharacterized. The record is from RefSeq and is a predicted model, not a curated record. The coding region runs from base 41 to 976 and encodes 311 amino acids. Lineage: Eukaryota; Metazoa; Nemertea; Pilidiophora; Heteronemertea; Lineidae. The transcript has 9 exons.